This is a messenger RNA of Heterotrigona itama, 483 nucleotides long. The record is from the annotation of a GenBank genome assembly. Lineage: Eukaryota; Metazoa; Arthropoda; Insecta; Hymenoptera; Apidae.
AUGUAUUUUGGCGUUUGCCACUUGAGCGUGAUUGUUCAACCUCCAAAUUUCACAAUCUCUUUGGGGAUUCAGCCAAGAUUCAGCGAGUUACACAGAUAUGCAAGAAUCGGUGGUGGAGUAGAGUGGAAGUUCAAACGAUUUUACGGCAACACAGCUGAAGAAAAUGCUCAGAGCGAGAAACCUGUGCAACGUAGACGUGAAGCAAGAGCUAAUCGCCAGACUGACGACGAACGAUCCAACAGGAUCGUGGAUGCAUGGAAGCUCGAAUUCUUCUUCGUCGGAAGAAGUGAACGAUAUCCGGGUUGUGAAUAUUUUAUUGAAGAAAAGGGCGGAGAUCGCGGUCAAAAGAGUGCUGCAAGGUCCAGGGUUAAAGUUCGCGGCAAAAUACUUUGGACCGUACGAGAUAUUGAAACUGUUGAAACGAUAUUGUCGCAAAAUUUAGUGAACGUAGCGAAGGACCAUAGUGAACGUCCACAGCAGUAG